GUUUCAUCCCUGUGAUGGGCGAGGAUGACAGCUUCCCUGUUGCUCCACAUACCAUCGCGAGCUUAAACUGGCAGCAUCCCUUAUUACAGAUAUUAAAGAUGAUCCUUGAUUGUGAGGAAAACUUACCCUGUAUCAAUAUUAAUCCAAAGCAUGGGCGAUUCCUGUGGUACACACGGUGCCAGCCAACCCCUUGACCAAAACCUCUAACAAUAGAGGGGAAGGGAGCGAGGGAGGGAGACCCAGCUGUUGGUCAUGAAUAUGCGACAGCGCACUGGGUGACGCUUUUAUCAGGCGCCGAUUGUCUGUGUCAAAUUAAAAGUCCUGUGAAUAGAUUACAUUUUGGUUUUUGAGGUGCUGGAUAGAGCUGUUCCUACUUUUUUUCCUGUUAGGGCUCCGGAUUUAAUUUUCUUACCCUACAAAAGAGCACAAACUAUACGGACCUUAAGUUGUUUACGUCGACGCACACGAGCCGUGCAGUCGCGAGGAGACGGUAUGUAUCUUUGUUUUAUUAGAGGACACUUAAAAUUAGUACACUUGCACUACAAAAUAUCAUUUCAUUAGGCUACUGAACGAGGUGUUUUCUUACCCUAUUAUAUGUGUCGACAUUUCUACUUGGCGUGCGUGCCGUAUAGGGAGUCACGGAGGGGGUGUGUUGUUGUUUUUGUCGCGCUACUCCUUUAUUUUUAUGGUUUGUGUCAUUAUAUUCAACAAAAUGUGAUAAUUAUGUAAAAACUAAGCAUUAGUCUCUGUCUGACAGAUGUUUGGCUUCUUGUGAAGCCGGAAUAGCUUCAAUACACCCAAUCUUGGAUCUGGAAUUUGGUCAUUAUGUGUCACAAUUUAAUAUUUUGAAAUAUAAUUCACUCCUACAAACGACACUGAAGUUAGUGUCUUAUUCACCGAUAACCAUCCGGCUGUUAAUGGGUUAUGAACAAGGCCCUGGUCCAAACCAGGGUUUUUAAAAACUUUGAGACUUUCUCCCUACGACCAAAUGUGACAAAUGUGACCUAAAUACUAGGGCUGGGACAAUAUGCUUUCCUCCCGAUUUGAUUCUUCUACGAUUUAUUUGGAUGCCGAUUCGAUUUAAAUUACGAUUCUACGAUAUUGUCGAUUUUCUCGAUGUUAAGUCUGCAUUUUUAACACCAGUGAAACAGUUGAAUAAUUGUGAUUGUCUACUGACUACUCCAGGAACCUUAUUACCCCCCCAAAAAAUACACAUUACAUGUAUGACAUUUUUCAAGAUUUAUAAUUAAAUUUUAAAAAAAGGAUUUUGAACACAAGUAUCGCGAUUUUUUUAAUCGAUUUUUAUGUGAACCGAUUUUUUUUCUCCUACCUUGACUAAAUACUUUGAUUCUGUUUCAAGACCGAGAAAAUGCUGAUCAUGUAAACACGUGAAGCUGAAAUGGUUUCAAUACACCCAAUCUUGGAUCUAAAAGUUGGUCAUUAUGUUUCACAAUAUAAUAUUUUGAAAUAUGAUUCACUCUUACAAAUGACACUGAAGUUAGUGUCUUAUUCACAGCUUCCCAUUCGGCUGUUGAUGGGUUAUGGACAAGGUCCUGGUCCAAAACUAUAAUAAUCAAAUCUAAAGGAUAGUAGGCUAAAGAAGAAGCCAAACCAAGCCUUGAGACUCUCUACUCACGUCCAGAUGUGACAAAUGUGACCUAAAUACAAGGGCUGGGACAUUUGCUUUUCUCCCCAUUCAAUUCUUCUACUAUUUAUUUGGAUGCUGAUUUGAUUUAAAUUGCAAUUCUACGAUAUUGUCGAUUUUCUCAAUGUUUAGUCUGCAUUUUUAACACAAGUGAAACAGUUGAAUGAUUUGGAUUGACUACUGACUACUCCAGGAACCAUAAUUCCCCCUAAAAUACACAUCACAUGUAAGUCUCUUUUGAAGAUUUAUUCUUAAAUUUGAAAAAAUUGAUUUUUGAACAUAAAAAUCAAUUGAAAAAAAUCACGACACUUAUGUGAAUUGAUUUUUUUCUCCCACCCCGACUAAAUACUUUGACUCUUGUUCAAGACCGAGAAAAUGAUGAUCAUGUAAACACGUUUUCUUUUUACCUAGUGUUAACAAGCAAUGAUUUUGAGCUCAUGCAAUGAUUUCCACUACAGAGUCGCGUAAAUUUUGUUCCCUCUUGAAUAAUCCAGUGCAUAUCCAAGAAUUGGGUAAUGGGCAUUUGAAUAAGGACCUGGUCCAGUUUUGUCCAGACGUUAAAAAGGGUCAGUGAAAUAUCUCUUAAUUUUACAACUACAAAUCUGAGACCGUUUUUAAGAGAUUUGUAAACCCACACACAACCGAGAUCAGAUCUGACAGGUCUGGGUGGAUCUUGUUUACAUAAUACCAGUAGCGACGAAUAAGACGCUAACUUCAGUGCCGUCUGUAAUGGCCAUUCAUGAAUGCGUUGCCCUGGAAGAAAACACAGCUCUCCAUGCUUCAUUCAUACUUUUUCUUACGAUGCUUACGCUACUGCCUCACAACUGACCGGGGAUCCCCGCUUCUGAAUUUCAUUCCGUUUUCUCCGAUCUGUGAUCAGCUGAUGCAGCCAGGUAAUCUGCAGACGGAUGGAUGAAUGUCUGAGGUUGGACGGCUGCUGCUUUCUAGUCUAGUGGGGGAUCCGCCGCUUGUCUCAAAUUACAUCGCUGCUCUGCAUCCCCACGCAUCCCUCCACCACGACCGGUCCCCUUCGGCCUGUGUGCGGAUGAAUGCCAAAGCCUGGGAUUUUACCAUCGCCCAAAGGACUCCAUGUCUUUCUUGGUAAGAGUGUCACGCUGCAUGGUUUUUUGCUGUAUGCCUACGUGCGUGCCGGUUGUGACCUCGGUGAUAGUCACGAAUCUGUGGGGCUAAUGCUGAUGCCUCCUGUGGGAUACUGCAAAUUCAAGCAAGCCUUAAAGAGCACUGAAGAUGUUUUAGUUCAAGACAGAAAUUCACUUUUGAUUAAAAAAAAAUGUAAUUCAAGUGCAUCAGCUCUCAAAUAUUCUAUUGUUUCUACUGAGAGUUACCUUCUUGCUUCGAUUUAUGGGCUAUUAUAGGUGGGGAAAUUCUAUGCAUAAGGUUUUAAAAUAGUUACCUGUUCAUCCCUCCAAUCUGAUUAUGUAUGGAGCUAUCAUCUUGCUCAGUUGGGACUUACCAGCUGCCUCUUACUGCCUAUUAUCAUCUCUCUCCACUCACCACUUCCGAUAAAAAGCUCUCUAAGUGCCCCCACUGCUCACAUCCCCUGAUGCUUGCUUCCCUGACCCUCGAGGCAGUGAACCACCUUCCACUCCCGCCCAGCUCCAUGUUUCCCUCUCCACUCCCCCCACCCUUUUCCCUAUGGGCAUGUCUCACCUGUGCUGUGCUCCUGCCCCCCCUUCCACCAGGACUGUUCCUGCAUCUCCCACGCUCAGGUCCAGCCCUUGGACAUAGAGGAGCGCUAUGAGGACACCAGCCACCAGUUCCUGGUCAGUAGCCAAGACACUGUCAGCAUGGAGACAGGCGUCACACUGAUGCUCUCCCAUCAUUUCAUCUCUGAUCAUUUGUCAUCUGUCUGAAGGUGCUUAACCCUUGGCUUAGAUGGUGCUGUUGAUAAAUCACUUAAAGGGGUACUCCAUCACUUUUAUACUCCAUAUAAGAUUAGAGCACUUACAAGAGACAAAGUGAAAUAAAACUGUCAAUAUCUGCGCAAAAGAAUUCAAAAUAUCAAAGCACAUACUCCUUGUUUGAAGCAGUAAAUACCACAAUUCCCAUAAUGCAAUUUAAAUGUCCUACCUGGGAUUUCUGGUGUACAAAAGAGGAUAAGGGCCACUAAAAUAUAUAUUUUUUUCUAACUGUUUCUCUCACAUGAUUCUGAAUUUAAUCUCAGAGUUUUGACUUUCAAGCAGAAUUCAGAUUUCUUUCAGUUCUGAGUUUUAAUGUCAGAAUUAUGAGAGGAACGUCAAAAUUCUGACCUAUGAUAGAGAAAAAUGUCUUAAAUGUCAGAAUUCUGAGUUCAAUCUCAGUAUUCUCAUUUAAUCUCAGAAAUAUGAGGGGAAAAUAAUCAGAAUUCUGACUUUAAUCUCAGAAUGUUCAUCAUAAUUUAAAAAAUUACUAAUUUAUACAAAAAAUGUAAGAAAUCUGACUUAAAUCUCAGAAUUCUGAAAAAAAAAAAGAAAAUCCGAUUUUAACAGAAUUCUGAUUUAAUUCUCAGUAUUCGCAUUUUAAUCUUAGAAAUAUGAGGGGAAAAAAACUGAAUUCUGACUUUCAUCUCAAAGUGUUCAACAUAAUAAAAGAAAUGACUGAUUUACACCAAAAAAGUCAGAAUUCUGUUUUAAAUCUCAGAAUUCUGAAGAAAAAAAAUCAGACUUUGACAGAAUUCUGACUUCAAUCUCAGUAUUCUCAUUUUAAUCUCAGAAAUAUGAGGGGGGGGGUCAGAAUUCUUACUUUAAUCUCAAAAUAUUUAGCAUAAUUAAAGAAAUUACUGAUUUAUACCAAAAAAGUAUAAACUAUUAUUUCUCAUAAACCUGACUUUAAUCUUAAAAAUACAGGCAUAAAUCUUUGAAUUCCGAUAUCUAAUGUCCAAUAUUGACAUAAACAUACAUAUUUACAGGCCAUGGUCUACAAGCCCUCAGGCGGUACUGCAUCAAAAACAAUCUUGCAGUGGAAAUCCCUGCUGAACCUUAUUUCCAAAAACUUGUGUCUGUGAGCAACACUUGCUCUAUUUAAAUAAAGUGCACAGCUGAGCUUCACGUGAAAUAACACAGCUGAUAGUACACUUCUAAUUAAAUAUAGAUAAACUUUAAUGUGCAGGAUCAACUGAGUGCCCCUUUAAUGCAAAACUGAAAUCCACAAAAGUCUUUUCUUUUUUUUGUUAAAUUGGUUUGUGCUUGUAACGGAGAUUAUGAAACUUUAAGAAGUUUUUAUGCAGUGCCUAAUAUGAAAUAGUUACUAACGACAAAUGUAAAGUCAUGUUCCUGUUGGUAAUGCAGACAAACUGCAGGGACAGUGUGGUUGAAACCAACAAACAUAUUCAGCUUGUGUGUUCAAAGCUGCAACAAUCUGACACUUUAAAAGAACCAGAAACUGCUCCGUCUCAGCAACCUGUCUGCAUUACUAUAACUGCAAGCAUCCCUUUCUCCCCCUUUGGCAUCUACUGUCCCCUCAUACAGUUCCUCACCACCAUGAACGUGGUUGAUGUCUUACCAAAGCAUUACUAAUGAGGCAGUAAGUGAACGACAAUCAACAAAUCAAACCUUACUUAGCAGAGUCCUCGUUAGCCCGUCACGGUUCGCACCCUUUAGCAUUCUGGAGUUACUUAUUCUGAAUGAAGUCUGACUCCAUAUUCAUUUGUUGUUCUACCUGUCUUUUAAGUCCGCUAGGAGGAUAAACAUGUUAUAAACAGAUGUGUGUGUGCAUCCCUGCAGAGCUGUGACGGUUCUGAAUUCACUCUGCAAGGGCCUGCAGGCGGCGAUGACAUCACAGGACUCUCACCUGUGCCGGCCCAUUACCAGCUGCUGUCUGAGCUGGGUGAGAGCCCGACAGCGUGCCCAUUAUAGCCACGGAGACAAUUUCAUAUAAUAUCCAAGCAUGGCUUUUCCAGAUAGCUGUGCAGAGAGAGAUUUGACGCCAUCAGUCCUUUCUAUUCCAGGGAGAGGCUUCAAUAACCUGAGCCAGGUGAACAUGGCACGCCACAUCCCUUCAGGCCAGUUGGUGGCCGUCAAACAAACCAACCUGGACGAGUGCACAGAAGAGGAGCUGCUGCAGCUCAUGGUGAGCUCUUUCAGUUUAUUUGAACUCAUUAAGUGUCGUAGAAGCUUCUGUAGACACACAGUAAACUAAUCUUUCCUUUAAUGUUUGAUUGUGAACCCUAGAAUGAGGUGCUGCUGUCCAGGCUGUUCCGCCACCCCAACCUGUUGACCUCUCGCCUGGUUUUCAGCUCCUGCUGCCAGCUCUGGGUCCUCACACCUCUCAUGGCAUAUGGUCAGCUGCUUCCACAUCUCAGCAACUCUAAAUCAACAGUAAUUAAAGGGAUAUUCCGGCGUAAAAGUAAUUUAGGGUCAAACACACCGCAACAUAGACACUCCCUCGAGAGAUGAAUGUUGCCGACCGCUUGCUUCUCUAGUUAUAUCAACCUAAGUUACGACUGCAGAUAGCAUUACACAGUGAUCUGAGGAGCCAUAAACAAACCUCAAGCAAAACGUCACUCUAUAGUCACAAAAAAUACUCUCUUCCAGCAGCCGCUUGUUUGUAGCGAGACCUCAGGCCAGUCCAUGGGUGUCACAGCUCAAGGAAGAACAUUUAUGAUCAUUUCUUUAUGGAAAUACAAUCAGGCUGAGACGCUAAGGCAGAAGAACUACCGUGUCUGCAGUGCAAAAUGAUUAAAAUGGUGAUUAUUACUUCAAGGAAAUGAUAAAGUAAUGAUCACAAAUGUUCUUCCUUGAGCUGCGUCACCCAGCUGCAGUAAUGGACAUGCCGGAGGUCGCCGUACAAACAAGUGGCUGCUGGAAGAGAGUAGGUGAGUUGUGUUUAGUCUCUUUGCUAAGAAAUUAGACAAAGUAAAGACGUUUGGUGGCUAGUACUAUGGCUACGACCCUAUAUGUACUGUUGAUGAAGUUAGGUGCUGUUCUGAGCAUUAUUAGUGGCUAUAGAGUGGCGUUUUGGUUGUGUGUGGUUCCAUAGACUGCUGUGUAUUGCUAUCGUGCGGUCGUUACCUAAGUUGGUAUAACUAGAGAAAUAAGCGGUCGGCAACAUUCAUCCCUUGAGGGAGUGUCUAACUCGGUGUGUUUGAUCCUACAUUAAUUCUACGCCGGAAUAUCACUUUAAUCUCAAAUUAUUUGAUUAUUUUAUAAUUUUUAUCUCAGCUCAGAAGUCCUUUUUCCCUUCCCCGUACCUGCAGGCUCUGCAGACACUUUACUAAGAACAUACUUCCCAGAUGGAAUGAGUGAGUCCCUGAUAGCGUACCUGCUCUACGGUGUGCUAAAAGCCUUGGAGUACCUUCACCAGAUGGGCUACGUGCAUCGGUCAGCCACCAUUCUGACAUAAUAUGAAAUACAACUCAAUAACCAACCAAAUUCUGCUGUUUAUUAACAUUUAACCCAGCACCAUAACUUGUCUGUCUGUCUGUCUGUCCAUGCUCUUCCCCCAUCAGAGGGGUGAAAGCCAGUCACAUCCUGUUGUCGGGAGAGGGGCGUGUCUACCUCUCGGGGCUGCACAGUGUUUAUAGCAUGAUGCGAGAGGGGAAAAGGAUGAGGGCCGUGUUCGAUAUGCCCCACCACAGCCCCGCACUGCUGCCCUGGCUGAGCCCCGAGCUGCUGCGACAGGUCAGGAUUCACUAGAAAAAGAAAAGACUUCAGCUCUCUGAAAUGUAUCAUUCCAAUGACCCCUGUCUCGUUCUCCUCAUGCUGUUUCUCUCAGUAGGACUUGCAUGGAUAUGGGGUGAAGUCUGAUAUCUACAGUUUAGGUAUCGUGGCCUGUGAACUGGUCAGUGGCAGGGUGCCUUUCCAGGACAUGCCCCCAACCCAAGUAAUGAAAACUUUUGAUUCAUAAUGCUCAAGAAGAUCAAAUGCAUAUGUUUAGUAAGGCUUCAUUCAUAUUUUGGAUCUCCCCCAAGAUGCUGCUCCAGAAGCUUCGCGGCUCCCACUGUUGCCUCCUCGAUGUAGCUCCCUUCCCCUUGGGUGAACUCGGGGGUCUGAAGGUGUCCCGGUCUGGGGUAGACUCCGGCAUCGGGGAGAGUGUGGCUACAGGAAGCCUGACCCACAGCGCCACCGCUCCGCCCACUGACCGACCUCAGAGCCCUGGACCCAAAAACCACUCCGCAACCUUGCACAACCUGGUCCAGCUGUGUCUGCAGCAGCAGCCUGAGCGCAGGUGCGACCUUAAAAACACUCCUAUUUAUUUGAUAACUUGUCUGAAAUGAUCUUGAUGCACUUUUUUUUAAUUCCCUAGACCGUCAGCAUCUUCUCUCCUGACCCACGCCUUCUUCAAACAGGUGGGUUUCUAGAUGUAAUUCCACUUCUCUUAUUUCAGUUUUUUACAAGUGCAACACAUCACAAACUGCGCUUUAUUAUUCUGUGACAGGUGAAGAGGCACACCAGAGACUCCUUCCUCAGCCUCAUGUACCCAGCAGUGCCCCUCACCAGCCCAGAGGACCCUCCAGUCUCCUGCCCCCCAACCCCAUCCUGCCACCCUCUAACAUCCACCUCCGCAGACCCCUCUGAGGGGGUAUGGGACUUCUCCUAACCCCCCAAAAUCUCUGUCCACAAACCUCCAAAUACUGACUAGCAAAGCCAAACACGAGACAAUCAAAGCAGAGCAAUGAGGCCAAAUCCUACUGUGCUUUUAUUUUGUAUUAUCACUCUCUGAGCCUUUUUUUAAGUAGUUUUGUAGUUUUUUUGUAUGUUUAUCUGAUCAGUAUGAGGGGGGUCAUUUAUGGAUUAGUGACACAACUGUGAAGAAGCUGGAUCAAAACGCUGCUCUGAAUAUAUGUGUGAAGGAUUCGCCAUAAUAUCAAUGGACUGAAAAAAGACUAAUCAGCUGACUCAUAAUCAAGCACUUCCAAAAAAGGCAACCCAGAGGUGUGGCUGAAGGCACUUUUAGUGUUUCUUUUUAUUGUGUCUAAGUAUGCAGUCUUGUUCUGGUGCCUAUUGUGCCGGUUCUUGUCUUUUAAAAGCGUUUUAAGGAAAGAGGACGUUGUUGACUGCAUCUAAAAAAAUCUUUGAAAGAAGGUAAGGUCCUAAUGAAGAGAUGAAGUGAGGGUGGAUUUUUCUUUUUUAAGUGUUAUUUUGUAUUCAUACUGUGAAAAGUGAAUACUUAGGUACAUGUAACGAUAUUUACAACACUUAUGUGCAUAUAUAUUCAUCUCUGUUGGAGUGUUGUUGCCUCCAAAUUUGAUCUCCUAUCAUGAAUACUUAUCCAAAUUGUAGAAAUCCCAUUUUGUUGGCAAAAAAUGGAGCUCUGUAGCAAAUUAGCUAUUUAGUGAAAAUAGCGCAGAAGUCGACAACCGGUGUCUCUCAAUCAUGUUUGUGCGUGGUUUUCUUUUUGCAUGGUACAGUUCAAACCUGUAUUUGUGGAGCAGCAGUGAUGAACUUGCUUUACAAACAGUCAUUUCUGGACGUGAUUCUAAGUCCAUGCGGUGAUUUAUACUACAGAGUCAUGCCUCUUUUAAAAUUGAAAUUGUAGGGUUAAAAUCCCUAAUUCUAAAACUGUUAAGCUCGAUUGAAAAACUCCUUACAGGAGCUUUAAGUGCAAUCUCCCCAUGCUUUAGACAAUUGUUACACUAUAUUAAAAAUUACUCUUACUUUUUCUUUGUCUGACCAGUCCAACAUACAAUGUAUUUCUGUAUGACUGUAUGUCUGAGCAUAUAUGCACAAAGUGUCUGUGUAUAGGCCUUUUAAAACAUGAAAUCACAUGUCUGCCUAUAAAAAUAUGACAACGUACAAACUUGACUCAUCAAAACAAGCACAUAAGCAAUAGAGUUGAGCUAGUAUUCAUGUUAGUAGUUGGAAAUUUUAAGUAGAUUAAAAUUCCUCCCAGUAUAAUUAUCAGUUAUACAACAACAAACAACAAAGAAAAAAACAUUUUGUACUGUGCUGUGUGACCACUUAUCCAACAAUGCCUUUCUGUUUGAAUGAAACCUGCAUUCUGAAUAUGGUGAUCUUUCUGUAACUGUGAUUACGUGUACUGUGUAUGAGAACUGUGAUCUGCAGUUAAUGGCAAACAUGGUAGCUGUAUGAGCCUUAUAUUAACACAUAUUAUACAUGAAAUAUAUGUACAUACAAAAGUUGAUUUCUAAUCUUUGUGCUGGCCUUGAAUAAUUUCCUUAUGGGGUUUGUGUUGAUUGAAAGUCUUACGUGUAUGUCCAUUUCAACAGGAUCUUCCAUCCUGGAAUACCUUCAACCUGCACAGUGUGAUCUUCAUCUUCAUUUUCAUCAGUUUGGGAGUUUUGAAGGAUUAAAGAAACUGUAAGAUUAGAAAAAGCAGCGCGAGACUGGAAAAAAUAAUACCAUAAGAGUUUUUUUUAAUUUUAUUGUUUUCAAAAGAUAUGAAGUUAACUCAGUAUAUCUGCUUUGUGAAAAAGGUUAAAGUGGUGAAGUUGUUGAGCUGGGUGCAGACACAAUGACUCCUGCAACUGUAUUAAUUUUGUACCUGUUACCUGUAAUUAUAGGUGAAUAAACUGGUAUGUAAUUUAGCACAUUUAUUACUUUUUUAUAUCAAAUUUCGUGUGUCACUUUCUUGCAAUUUUUAAAAAUGCCCAUUUAUUUUAGUGAACCAGAAAAGGGCAUCACAACAAAAUGCAUAGAAAAAUAAUGACAGUUUAUCCUUUAACAUGAUGAAUGAAAGAAAAAUCCUGUAUUUUUACACUAUUAUUUCCUUAUUUUCAAUUUAGAUUUUUUUUUUAUGACACGUCUUAACGCUUAUUCGUAUGGUUUUGUUAAUCACUCAUUAACUAACCUUUUAAAUUAAUAAUGUUAUUUCUCUGUGAGUCCACUAGGUGGGAUCCAAGCAUUAAAAAAGUACUCAUCGAGCUCUGCAACUAAACCCAGCCCUAGCAACCACGUAGCUCCACAUCGACAACGUAAAGUGAACAAGAGUGUCGCAAACAUAACGAUAAUCGUAAAAAACAUUAUAAGCCACAUAUUAUGCUAAUUGUUUUCUUGCAAUGUGUUGUACAAUAACUGCAUAAAUUAAACUGGAAAUACAACUAA
Messenger RNA from Xyrichtys novacula (pearly razorfish), 10647 nucleotides. The record is from the annotation of a GenBank genome assembly. NCBI's taxonomy places the organism in Eukaryota, Metazoa, Chordata, Actinopteri, Labriformes, Labridae.